CUAUUAAUAGUUAAGUCCUGCUCCUCCUACUGAAUGAGUUAAUAUUUCUAACAUAUAAAUGUAUCCCUUAUCAAAUGCUUUCUCAGUCAUUCUCAUAUGUAGAUCCAUGCUUUGGAUGACAGCUUGUUCCCAUUGGUGCUUUAUUUUUUUGGAUUUGCUAUAGUGUGUUACCUGUCAUGUUUGUGGCUUAUCUCUGCCUUUGCAAUUCUUUGUGUAAGAAAUUUUCUUUUAGCAAGUCCUUCAGUAGUUGGAGUUUUCUCCUGCUUAGGAUUUAAAAUAAAUAUCAAAACUGAAACCUCUUUAAGUUUUGCUGUGGCUGUCUCGCGUGCUAGGCCUGCUGUACAGAUUGCUUUAUCAAGGCUUCUUUUGAACUGCAGUGACUGCUUCCUAUAAACAGACUUUAAUUUAUGUGGCUUUCACUAUCUGCUCUAGCUGUAUUACCAGUAUCCCACUGCUAGAAGAGUGGUUAAUGCUGCUCUGCACACAGAUUGCAACUGUGAUAAGUCAUUUGCGUGCUCCUAGCUGGAUCAGCGAACUGUGAAUUCCUUAUAUUGUCUCUCAUUUCUGUUUGUGCUAUUGACCUACUCAGGUAGUCACCUGACAGCCGAUGACAUAAGUUGACUGUGCAGUGUUUGGAGUGCUCAUUAGCACGAUGCCUACAUAGCCUGGGAACUGCUGGCCUCUGACAGACCAGGAGAUGUUAUCGGUGUUUAGCAUCUGUUUCGUUUUCAGGCAAACUAAAAAGGCUGUGACUGUUUCUCUUCUGUCAUUUGUGUGGAAAGUGCCACACACGCUCCAGAACAACAACGGCUUUUGCUUGCAUAUUCCAGUGUUUCUUUUGUCAGCGAGUUCAGCAAAGUUGUAAUUCUUCAAGUGCCAGCCCUGAGCUGAGUGAGGAGCCACCAGCAGAGAUGGUAAAAAUGACAAAAUCAAAAACGUUCCAGGCUUACCUGCCAAGCUGUCAUCGAACCUACAGUUGUAUCCACUGCAGAGCCCAUCUCGCCAAUCACGAUGAAUUGAUCUCCAAGUCCUUCCAGGGAAGCCAGGGACGAGCCUACCUCUUCAAUUCUGUGGUAAAUGUGGGCUGUGGUCCAGCAGAGGAGAGAGUUCUUCUGACAGGUUUACAUGCUGUAGCAGAUAUCUAUUGUGAAAACUGUAAAACCACUCUUGGAUGGAAAUAUGAACAUGCUUUUGAGAGCAGUCAGAAAUACAAAGAAGGAAAAUUUAUCAUUGAACUUGCCCACAUGAUAAAAGACAAUGGCUGGGAGUGAACCACAACCUUUUUCUUUCUGUUUGGACUAUAUUCUGUGGAGCAGGCUUUACAAAGACUAAUGCAAAGUAAAGGAAGAGCUUGGCCAGAGUGGCCCUGAGAAUAUCACUGAACUCUGAAACCUCACAAAUGAGUAGUGUAGUGUAAGUGGCUAUUUCAGGCCAUGUUUGCCCUUUCUCCUUGUGUAAGUUCCCUCUUUUUGUACGUGUAUUAUUGUGUGAACAGUUGUUUUGGAACAUUUUGGAUGACCUUUUUCUAAACUCUCUGACUAGAGAAACAGUUCACUAAUUGAAAACAGAUUUUACUGGUUAGCAUCUCUCUCUGACCUCUGCCUUUAAUGCUACUUCUGCUGUGCAUGCUUCUUGCCUAAACACCUACACUCCAGUCCUGUAGAAGUUCUGUACCUGAGCAGUCCAAAAGAAUGUAUGGGAUGGGGUGCUUUUUUAUAUGUAGCAAUUUCUGCUGUGUUUGGCAGUGAAGAGGAUGCAGUAUUGUAGUUAUUAAUUUCUCUUUUCAAUUUGAGUGUACCACAACCUAUGUACAUCUUGUAGGUGAAUUGGUUAAAGGUACAGUGCUCACUAAAAAAUAUUUCAAUUGCACUGACUGAAGUUAGCAGGCCUCAAGUUGAUAGGAAAGGUUAUGCCAGAGGUUUGGUAUCUUAAUGAAAUAACAUAGAUUUUAAAUCAAUAAUGCUAUAGAAUAUGUUCCUUUAAGACCAACAUAUUCCCAAAGGAGUUCGCUGGAUUAAAAAAAAUUAUAAAACUAUAGCUUGCAAGAUUAAAAAGACAGAAAAAUAUAUGCAUCUUCUAUUUUGAAAAAAAAAAUUAGUUGGUAUAUUAGGAAAAAACAAAGUUUUGGUACUGUACCUUUGCCAGUAACAGGGACUUGUGCAUCAGUGAAUUUUAUGGCUGGUUCCAUUUACAUGUAUAGUCCUAAUGCACUGGACAAAGAGGUUGUUGUCAAGGAAACUUGUUGAAGUCUUCUGCUUCUGCUACAUUUGAACAAAAAUAUUUAUUUUUGUGAGAAAUGGCCAGAGCCUAUGACAUGAAAAUUAAUAUAGUACCUGUAGGAAAAGGAGGAGUAAUAAGAGGGAAGGGAAUUUUGACUGGUUUUUUCAUAAAACAAAAUAGCAAGAUAGUUUUUAAAAUUCAGGGGUGGGGAAAAGGGUUUCCUGGUUUGCUGGCUAAAUCAUCCCCAGGUAUCUUUUUAUAAUAAAAAUUUAUAUGAAACUCACCUUCUCUUUUGCUCUCAUGCUGUUUCUUUAAUGGAAUCAGUUAAUGAGAGGAACUUCUGGAAAGUAUAUGCACAGUAUGAGCUGUUGGUAUCUGUAUGCAAACUGAGCAACUGUGAAAGAAACGCUCUACAUAAAUUUGCUAACUUAAUUUUCAAAUUAAACAGUCUCUACAGACUUUUUGUAUUUUAAUCCUUUUAAUGGUUGAGGACAAACUGAUAAAAACCCCUUUAACACUACAUAAGUCCUAUAACUGAACAAUACAGAAGCCUUGCAAUACAAAAUCCCUUUCUCUCAAUAACAAUUCUAAUAUGGUACCUGUGAAAUGAAUCACAUGUGCUGCUGCUGUUCUGCUUUUGGGAAUCUCUCGUAGGCUUUCUGAACUUUGCUGCACUUUAGAAAUUGUCAGACAUAAAGUAUGCCAAUGGGUAGGGGCAAUACGAAUUUUUAAAACCAGCUUUCCAGUGUUUUUGUGGGGAGGAGGAGUGAGAAGAGCAUUCUCCCAGGUGUACAUGUUCUCUGUGAUGCAGGCUGUCUAAACUGCCUGACAGAUGUUGUCAUGAUUGAUACCCGUUAAUUAAAAAUCUAAGAAUUAGAGAAGUAGUUCAAGCUGUUGAGUUUCAGUCCAGAGGCCUGGGGUGGUACAGUUGUACAACCUGGAUUUUGUAGCUUACACAUUGCUACUUUGUGUUCACACACAUCGGGUCUCAUUUUUAACAAUGUCAUUGAUGCAAGAUGGGCUUGGCUGCUGCCUGUCUGCUGCUCUCAUUGACCUGGAAUUCUUGGGAUUUUUUCCACCAUUGCAAUGUAUGUUGCCAACAAGGAGGGCACUAGAAUUUUAUCAGCAAAAAGUUUGGCUUCUAAGUCCUGUUGCAAUGUUGAUACUUGUGAACAGCUUGUGUGAGGUUUGUGUCUUUGGGCUUCUCUUAUUUCCUGGCAACAGACUUGCUGAGGCAGUACACUGGACUGAAGGCAAAAGUAAUGGCUGCUUUUCCAGAGAGAGUUGAAAUUAAAGAAAAUAUGUCAAAUAUUAAAGAUUUUUCUCUCCAAAAUUGGGGGUUUGGCUAGCUCUUGUGAGUAAGGUAAUACAGUCUGUAACACAGUCUUAUUCUUAGAAAUUCAACCUCUCUCUUCAGUGCAUUAUUUAUAUUUCAAAGUGGACAUUUUUCACCAAAACCUUAAUUAACUUUGAUGCCAAAGGUUGGGACUUCAAGUGCUUCGCACAUAGAGCUUCAGACUACUGGCAUAAAGAGUUAAUGACCUAUAUGUGAUGUUUAUGGCUUUUAAGAGAACCAAACAAAGCAAUAUUCUUUUUGGUCUUUUUACUCCUUCUAAGCAUCCACUCUUAAUAAGAGUAGAACUAGUACAGAAUCACAAUUUUAUGCUGCCAUGUAACAAUUCUUGAGGCUCGUUCUUUUGAGGGAAUAUGUGAAUUUUCUUCUCGUGGUGUUUGGCAGCAUCAAUGAUUAUUUUCUCCCCUCAUAAAGAUAUAGAGAAUUCUUGUUACUGGUUUUGGUGAAAGUUGAAUCCAGAUAGCAAUGACUGCUGGCUGAUGUGAAGAGGUCAGUCUGGUCACUGAACCCUUCAGCAGUCAUUUGAAAGAAAAAUAAACUUACUUGAAAAAAAAUUUUACUAAAGCAUUUUCCCUCUAACCAAUUUUUGUAAUAUAUUAAAGAUUAUAUUUAAAGUUUGUAUGUAUUUGCUCUGGGCAAGUUUACUUCCCCUCCAACUUGAGCACUUUUGUUACUUGUGCUGGUUAUUUUUGGUCUUAACAUUUAUUUUGUAUUUUGUUUUUUAUAAAUUGUAACAAAAAGCUUUUGUGAACCUUUGUUUCAUGCUGGCUCUUUCUUGGACCAAAUGAACUGAUUAUGAGCUGGCUUAGAAGAAAUGUUCAUUGGGAUGCAUAGGAAUUUGCUAGCAAAAAUGUACAUGUAUUGAAAGUGUUUUUCCACUAAACCUCUAAAGCCAUGCCUGUCCUAAAGUAAUUAAUCAUAAUUUGGUGUGACUUUAGUAAUCUGACCCCAUACUCUCUGUCUAGGUCCAAAAUAAUGGUUAUAACAAUGGUUUUCCAGGACUGAGCCUGCCUCCAAGCCCCGGAGUUCUUUGGCUGGUUACUUUAAGUACCUUUUUGAUUACUAAAGGCAAUGCUGCCAUGUAUAAAAAUCUUGUCACAUUGUAAACCUGCUGUGAAAUCAGCUGCAGAAUUUGGUGAGGGAUUGCUGACUGCUCAGCCUAACCACUCCUGCUGUAUGUUUUUAGCAGCCUGGUAAUCUCAAUUUCAUCAGCCAGUUGAAAGAGCCAGGAUCUGAUUUCCCUUGUCGGCCAUAAGCUGUACAAUGGCAAACUCUGAAGGAAGAUUGUUACAGCUCCAUCCUAGUGUCCCAGCAGCAAGGCCCAGCAUAAUGACCAGUGUGGGUGGUGUGCCUGUGUGCUUGCAGUCCUUGGGAGAGGAGGGGGAAUAUGGCUCAUGACAUUUCUUAGAGUUAAAACCCGGCCUCAGAGGUUCUGACCAAGUCCCCAGUGCACCCAUAACCAAAGGUCAUGUGUAUUUCCUGCUGGUGGAUCAGUGCAAGAGUUCCCCAAGGCUGGGUGCCAGGGUUGGUGGCUGUGCACUUCCCUCCAAGUACCGCUCGUAGGGCUCCUCCUGCCCGCUCAUCUCAGCAGCCAGAUUGCAGCAGCAGUGACCUCCAGACUCACAGACCAAACUUCAGUCAUCUCCAGCCUUGGAUACUGGCCAUGAGAGGAAGAAGCUGUCAAAUUAUUGUUAAACUUCUUGGACACUUGAUUGGACUUCACUGAGACUCAUGUUAAGCCAACCAGCAGUAUAAACACUUACUGGAAAAGGAACAGAUGCUUCAGAGGUUUCUUUUAAAAGGACUGUUACAAGUGGUUUAAGGUCUAAAGCAUGAGUCAUAAAUGGCAGUUGAGUUGUGCCUCAUUGUUUCUUAAACUCUUUAAAAUGCUUUCUUUUACAGGUGACAUGGCUGUGUUGCUGUUUUGUCCUUGCAAUACUGUACAUCAUUUGUUGUUUCACUAUAUUGUAUCUAUUCGAGGUAUCACAAUAAAAGCUUUCAAUUGUUUUGUUGGGUUA
Ficedula albicollis (Collared flycatcher) is the source of this 5592-nucleotide messenger RNA. It is a transcript of the gene YPEL1, whose product is annotated as yippee like 1. NCBI's taxonomy places the organism in Eukaryota, Metazoa, Chordata, Aves, Passeriformes, Muscicapidae. The coding region runs from base 912 to 1271 and encodes 119 amino acids. The record is from RefSeq and is a predicted model, not a curated record. The transcript has 5 exons.